Messenger RNA from Melitaea cinxia (Glanville fritillary), 2604 nucleotides. RefSeq names its product casein kinase I (gene CKIalpha). Lineage: Eukaryota; Metazoa; Arthropoda; Insecta; Lepidoptera; Nymphalidae. The record is from RefSeq and is a predicted model, not a curated record. Gene Ontology annotation, biological process: negative regulation of canonical Wnt signaling pathway; peptidyl-serine phosphorylation; signal transduction. Gene Ontology annotation, molecular function: ATP binding; protein serine/threonine kinase activity. The transcript is spliced from 9 exons. Gene Ontology annotation, cellular component: nucleus; cytoplasm. Bases 123 to 1154 code for a protein of 343 amino acids.
UACACUAUUUGCCAACUGACGAUUCGUCAAUAUCUUGCUGAGCGAAUAAUGAUCCUUGACUUCAUACGAGUGUUAAUUUGAGCGACUAUUGAGAUUUACUUUAAUAUAGCAAAGCAACAAACAUGUCGUACCACCAUAUGUUCGGUAUUCGAAAAGAUACUUUGAUUAUUAAUAAAUAUAGAAUCAUUCGAAGAAUCGGUGGUGGCUCGUUUGGUGAAAUUUUUUUGGGAAUAAACGUUGGAAAUGGCGAGGAAGUCGCCGUAAAGAUAGAAUCAGUAAAGGCACGACACCCCCAGCUUCUAUAUGAGAGCCGUGUAUAUAAAAUGCUCCAAGGGGGCAUUGGCAUACCACACAUAAGAUGGUAUGGCUUCGAUCGCGAACACAACAUCCUCGUGAUGGACCUGCUGGGUCCCUCCCUGGAGGACCUAUUCAACUUUUGCUCACGUCAGUUUACGAUCAAGACGGUUCUAAUGCUUGCAGAUCAAAUGCUCGGUCGUCUGGAGUUUAUCCACUGCAAGUGUUUCAUCCACCGCGACAUUAAGCCGGAUAACUUCCUGAUGGGUAUCGGGCGGCACUGCAACAAGCUGUACAUGAUCGACUUCGGGCUCGCGAAAAAGUUCCGUGACAUACGCACUCGAGCCCACAUCUCUUACCGCGAGGACAAGAACCUCACUGGUACCGCUCGCUAUGCGUCAAUCAAUGCUCAUCUCGGUAUCGAGCAGUCACGACGAGAUGACAUGGAAUCUUUGGGCUACGUACUUAUGUAUUUCAAUAGAGGUUCCCUGCCAUGGCAAGGCUUAAAAGCAAUCACAAAGAAACAAAAAUACGAACGUAUUAGUGAGAAAAAGAUGUCGACUCCCGUGGAAGUUUUGUGCAAGGGAUUCCCGGCGGAAUUUUCGAUGUAUUUAAAUUACUGCCGCGGACUUACUUUUGACGAAGCUCCUGAUUACAUGUAUUGUAGACAGCUGUUCCGCAUCCUGUUCCGCACGAUGAACUACCAGUACGACUACACGUUCGACUGGACCAUCCUGCGGCAGCGCAAGCAGCAGAGCAUGGAAGAGAGCGCCGCGCCGGCCGACCGCCGCUCGCCCUCCGCGCAGCGCCGUGCCCAGCAGCCGCCGCAGCCGCCGCAGCCGCCGCCCAAUAACGAGUGAAAGAAGUUACGACGUUCGGCAGCCACGGGCGGCCCGGCGAGGAAGCGAGCGCGAUAACGUGUGUGUGCGAGUGUGAGUGUGUGCGUGUGCGGGUGUGCGUGUGAGUGCGAGGGCGCGCCGCGGGUGGCUGUGACGUCACGGCGAGGCGGACGGACUUUCCAUUUUGUUACUGAGGCCUUUUAAUUUAACGUCGCGACGCGUCGGCGUAGUGGAUAGUGUUCUUUUGUUUAACGAAAGUGUAUAAAAACUUCGGUGACUAACUUUUUCUGUGUACGCAGAUUAAAUAAUAUAUUAUUAUUUUUUUCACUUGGGAUUGUAUCAUAUUGUCGGCGACGUCCUCCGGGCGCGCGCCGACUGCGGCCCCGGCUCGUGCGUUUGCAUUUUUGUAUCGAUAUUGAAAGUUUCAUUGUAAUGUUUGGAAUAAUGUGACAUUUUUGAUUAAUAAUUUAAAAUUUAGGUCUUAUUUCUCUCAAUAUUUAUUUAGUUCGUCGAUGUUAGUUCUUCCUAAUUAGCUAGCGUUAAUCGGUAUGAUUAGUUCUAUGUCUAUAAUAGUUUUACGCAGUGUGCACAGUCGCUUGAGAAAACUCCAAAGUGUGUACGUUUUCUAAUAUAUUUGUAUAGACUCACAUAUUUUUUUAGACGGUCUAAUGCGGAUAAAUACGUUUAAAAUAUUACUUCGACGCGAAUAUUGGCUAAAAUCUUCUAAAACACUGAUAUCUGGUUCGUAAUAUAGAUCUCUUUAUGAAAAUGGAAAAUGUAAAAAAAAAGAUAAAUAGGUUAAUAAUAAAAUAAAGAAGUGAAUCCGAUCCUACGGGGCGCUCCGCACGCGUCCACAUUCAUGUAAAUUCCAUUGUUUAUAUGAACUCUUUUUGUUAUUCGUCAAAUCAUUCUCUUGAAAUUGUACAUAGGAGCGCGUGGAGCGUCACGGAGGACUUAGGUACAUACAUAAUAUGUAUCGUAUAUUUUAAGUACUACAGAUGAAAAUUGUAAAUACGAAACAGUGUUCAUUUUAACUGUUAUUUUUUUAAGAACACUCGGAUUUGUCGUGGUUGUGUCGACUCGUGACGUCACUCAAUACAACUAACCCCUCAACCGUCAGGUGAUAUUUUUAUAGAAAUAAAUAUCAAGUGUAGACUUCCGUAGUAGUUCCCCGAGAUCGAAGUCACGAGUCGCCGAACUUUAAACAUUAGUUAAUGAAGUGUACAUGGUAGAUCUUGCGAAGAUGUUUAUGUAACUUGGGGACAAAGACAACUGUUUACAUCCACAUGACUGGAAUAUAUAAUAUCAUUUUUUUACCAGGUUAUGAUAUAGAUCUCAUAUUCCUCUUUGAACCUACGGUCGAGGAAUAUAUCAUGCUAUGUACAUGAACCGACGAUGGUUAUUUUGUCUCCAUUUUAAUAUGUUCAUUAUAUUGCACUUAACUCUAUAUUAAUAAAUAAUAUUAAACGUG